AUGGAGUACGGCAUACUGACCAGGGCUGCUGCCGAGGCACCUGGACCGGCCACCGUGGCUAUGAACGGUCCAGAAGGAUGUGGGAAAACGACGAUCCUGAGGAAGGUGAUGCUGGAGUGGGCGGAGGGAACCCUGUGGAGGGACAGAUACACCUAUGUCUUCUUCCUCAGCGUCGACGAGCUGAACCGUGUUGUAGAAACGAGCUUGGCGGAGCUCCUCUCCAAGGACUGGCCCGAGUCUGCGGAGUCGCUGGAAGAUGCCUUCGCCCACCCGGAGAAGAUCCUGUUCAUCAUGGAUGGCUUCGAGGAGCUGAAGUUCGACCUGAGCGUGAAGACGGACAUGUGCGGAGACUGGAGGCAGCGCUGGCCGACGCAGGUGCUCCUGGGCAGCCUGCUGCAGAAAACCAUGCUUCCGGGAUGCUCUCUGGUCCUCGGGUUCGGGACGCGGAGCAUGAAGAACAACGGGUUCCUGUUGAACUGCCCGGUGCUAGUAGGUCUCCAGCCGUUCUCCGAGCACUACAGGAAGCUGUACUUCUUCCACUUCUUCAAUAACGCGGACGAAGCCGUGCAGGCGUUCGGCUUCGUGAGCGACAUCCCGCCGCUGUUCGUGCUGUGCGAGAGUCCCCUCGUGUGCUGGCUGGUCUGCACUUGCGUGAGGUGGCAGCUGGAGAGGGGGGAGAGCCUCCACAUCGACCCCGAGACGGGCACCUCCCUGUACGUCUCCUUCGCGGCAACGGCGUUCAAGGCGGGGAGGUCGGAUUCCCUGACGCAGAACAGGGCGCGGAUGAAAAGCCUGUGCUCCCUGGCUGUGGAGGGGAUGUGGACCGAGGCGUUCUUCUUCCUCCAGGAAGACCUCAGGAGGAAUGGCAUCUCGGAGUCCGACCUUCUCAUGUGGGUGGGCAUGCGGCUGCUCCGGCGGCGAGGCGACGGCUUCACCUUCAACAACAGGUCCCUCCAGGAGUUCUGUGCCGCCCUGUACUACUACCUCCGGCAACCCAAGGACCAGCUGAACGCGGCCAUCGGGACCGUGGGCCAGAUGGUAGCGGCCAGCAUGGGUCGCGUCCACACCCACCUGUCCCAGGUCGGGGGGUUCCUGUUGGGGAUCUCGACCCAUAGGAUUCUCAACCAGCUGGAGGCGUCCUUUGGCUUCACGCUGUCGAAGUCGGUGAAGCCGGACAUAAUCCAAAGCCUUAACAUUUUGGGUCAGCACGAGCCCGAUAAGGGGGAAGUGAAUUUCCAGAGGCUGUUCGCGGCCUUGUUCGAGACUCAGGAUGAGGACUUUGUAAUGAAAGUGAUGAAUUUCUUUGAGGAAAUCUUCAUCAACAUCGAGGAUACCGAUCAAAUGGUCAUAGCUUCGUACUGCCUGAAGCAUUGCCGAAGCCUCAAGAGACUGCACCUCUGUAUCAACAAUGUGUUUCCGUAUGACUGCUCGUCGCCCAUAAGUGAGGUUCAGACGAUCUUCUUCUGGCGGGAUCUCUGCUCCGUGUUCAACAGCAGGAGGUUCCAGGUGCUGAAACUGGACAGCUGCAUGCUGGACGAUGUGUCCAUGAGCAUCAUCUCCAAGGCCUUGGCUCGGCCCGCCUGCAGGAUCGAAAGCUUGUGGUGCAACUUCAUUUCUAACUUUGGAAAUGGCAUUCAGUUCAGUAAGGGGAUCCUUCACAGCUUCCACCUGAAGUACCUGAACCUGUACGGCACCACCCUGUCCACGGAUGCCGUCACGUACCUGUGUGAGACGUUGCGGUACCCGGCGUGCAACGUGGAGGUGCUCGUGUUGGGCAAUUGUGACCUCUCCAGUGAAGUCUCUAAGGACCUCGCCUGUGUCCUUGUCUGCAACAAGCUCAAGUCGCUCUCCUUGAUCGAGAACGCCCUGUGCGACGAAGGCGCGAACGUGCUGUGCGAGGGGCUCAAGCACUCCAAGUGCGCCCUGCAGACGCUGAUAGUAAACUUCUGCUGCCUCACCCGUGUCUCCUGUGACUACUUUUCCCGAACCCUCCCGAGCAACAUCUGUCUGUCCACCCUGGACCUGGGGUCAAACAUGCUGGAGGAUGAGGGGGUGGCGACUCUGUGCAAGGCACUGAAACACCGGAACUGUACCCUCACGGAGCUGUGCCUGACCAGCUGCUACCUCACUCCGGCUUGCUGUAAGGACAUUGCUGCUGCCCUCACUUGCAAUGAAAGUCUGAAGACCCUGAAACUGGGCAACAAUGAGAUCAAGGAUGCCGGUGUGAAGCAGCUGUGCGAAGCUCUGAAGCAUCCCAAAAUCCGGUUACAGCAUCUGGGCCUGGAAUUGUGUAAGCUCACCACGGCCUGUGUCGAAGACCUCGCCUCGGCUCUCAUCAUCUGCAAGUCCCUGAAGAGCCUGAACCUCGACUGGAUCGUGCUGGACCACGACGGGGUGGUGAAGCUGUGCGAGGCCCUGUCCCACCUGGACUGUGUCCUGGAGCUGCUUGGGCUGGACAAGGCUGUGUACGAUGAGGAAUCCCAGAUGCUGCUGUCCUCCGUGGAGGAGAAGGUCUCCCACCUGACCAUUGUGCACGAGCCUUGGCUGCAAGAGGAGUACAGGAUGAGGGGCGUGGUCCCCUUGGGGAGCAACCUGAAGUAA
This is a messenger RNA of Lepus europaeus (European hare), 2601 nucleotides long. RefSeq names its product NACHT, LRR and PYD domains-containing protein 9-like. Gene Ontology annotation, cellular component: cytoplasm. The record is from RefSeq and is a predicted model, not a curated record. NCBI's taxonomy places the organism in Eukaryota, Metazoa, Chordata, Mammalia, Lagomorpha, Leporidae. Gene Ontology annotation, molecular function: protein binding. Bases 1 to 2601 code for a protein of 866 amino acids. The transcript is spliced from 8 exons. Gene Ontology annotation, biological process: regulation of inflammatory response.